UAAUUCGUGCAACUAACGAGCCAUGCAACGAAAAUAUACAUGCAUAUAUAUAAGAUCUCCACGCUAACGAGCUCAACGUUCAGUAAUCGAAAAAGUCAACAACGGUGAAUCUCUCUCUACCCGAGAUGAAGACUAUACUGAUUGCUCUCGUGCCUGUUUGCUUCCUGCUCGGUGAAGUAUUCUCAGAAGACAAAUACACGACGAAGUACGACAACGUCGACAUCGAUGUUGUCCUCAACACCGAGAGACUUUUGAACGCGUACGUGAACUGUUUGCUGGAUCAAGGCCCCUGCACCCCCGACGCUGCUGAACUGAAGAGAAAUUUGCCCGAUGCUUUGGAGAACGAGUGUUCACCUUGCAGUGAGAAACAGAAAAAAAUUGCGGAUAAAGUUGUGCAAUUCUUGAUCGAUAAUAAACCAGAGAUAUGGGUCCUUCUCGAGGCAAAAUAUGAUCCAACGGGAGCUUAUAAGCAGCAUUAUCUUCAGAAUCGAGUUAAAGAAGAGUCUUAUUAAAUUAACCUCGUAAUUCAAUGUAAUUCAAAUUCCAAUAAUGUAUAAGUUUGGAAUGUAUAAAUAUGUAAAGAAUCAUUGAUAACAUUAAAAGGAUUUUCUCCAAGGAAAAGAUUGCAUUAAAGGAACAAACAAGUAUUAUUUUAUCCAAGAAAUUAUCAAUUAAAGUAACUUUAAAAAAAAAGUCUUUCGAAACGAAUUUUAAACACUUUCGCAGAUUUAUUAACAGUUAAAAAAAACUGUUCGCUCGCGAUCCAAAAUUUCGAAUUCAUACUAAUUUGCAUACGAUUAGCAAAUACAAUGUAUUACAAGCCAGAAACAGCAAUUAAUUCGGGGGCCGAUUAAACAAAGUGAUUAAUGAAUCCCCGACUAAUUUAUCAACUUCGAAUAGAAAGACAGGGAUCCAAUUCCGGUUAAAAAUGGAAUCGACUAUGAUAAUAAAGACGAGUCGGAUGAAGAAAGAGAAGGAGGAAUGCUUGAAAUUUUACUCCUUGAAAUCCAUCAUUAUUCUUCUUCUGUACGAUCUUUGACACGUUGAAUAACAGUUGUUGUUUUUCGCACGAAAGAAAAAAAAAGCCAAGUUGUAACUCGAUUGAGAUCCUUGACAAGAGAUUUUAUCCAAGAAAUUGCAAUUGCAUUGUGUUCCUUAUCACACGGUUAUGUACACAGCUUUGUAUUACUCAAAUUGAUUAAUAAUAGGUAGAGCAUGACCAAGCUAUAAUUUGCGAUCAAUCGCACGCCUGUUACGAUAAUGAAAACGAUCGAUUCAAUUGCCUACGUGAUUUUUCCUGUCUCGUUACUUUAUCGAUCACUGGACCGUGAAAAAGGAGAAAAAUCUCUAUCUUUGUUGAAGUUUUUGAACCUUUAUGUAACUUCCAUCCUCGAUUUCUACAGGAUGAUUAUUAAAAAUCAUUCUCAAGAUUAUAAAAGAUUAUCUUCACAUUACUUUUUUUCUUUUUUUGCAUUGUCUCGCACAUCAAAUAAUGUAAAAAAAACUACUUGUACAUUCUUUUCAAGACAUCGAUACAUUUCUUCAGAUUUUUUUUGAAGAAAACUUGUCACGGCGACUAUUAAAAUUUUACGUGAUUCUUUUAAUUAGGAAAAGAAGAAAAAAGAAAAGAAAGAAGAAUUAUCUUAUCCAAUUCUCCCUUCCCCCUCUUCCCUCCCGUAUCGAACACGUAAUCCGUAAACAGCUUCCUGCCGCUACCGUUCACCCUAUCGCUCCCCACGCGCCUCUUUCUUUUUCACCAAAAGAAAAGGCGAAAAGAAAAGGAGAACAUUGUAGUAUAAUCUCGUGCUACAUUUUGUGGUUUAAAGUUACCGAAAAUAUCCCGUAUCCGGACAUUCAAGGAGGCUAUAAAGCAGCCUCCGUAACCACGUGGGUGGUCAAAUCCCUAGGACGGACUCGCAAUCCUUUGCUGCUUUCUUAGAAGUCCAAGAUUUCCAAACGGGACAAAGGGGAAAGAAAACGAGAAUAAUAAUAAGAAGAGGAAGAAAAGAAAGAGAGAAAAAAGAAAGGAAAGGAAAAAAAAAGGGGGAAAGAAAAAAACAGAAGAGGAAGACAAAAAGGGACAAGUGUGUAACGGACGCGUGACUAGAAACAAAGAAGUUAAAAAAAAAAAGAAAA
Apis mellifera (honey bee) is the source of this 2136-nucleotide messenger RNA. RefSeq names its product chemosensory protein 4 (gene CSP4). The transcript is spliced from 3 exons. The coding region runs from base 126 to 512 and encodes 128 amino acids. NCBI's taxonomy places the organism in Eukaryota, Metazoa, Arthropoda, Insecta, Hymenoptera, Apidae. The record is from RefSeq and is a predicted model, not a curated record.